Molecule: messenger RNA, 342 nt
Organism: Strongyloides ratti
Lineage: Eukaryota; Metazoa; Nematoda; Chromadorea; Rhabditida; Strongyloididae
Exons: 7
Coding region: 1-342 (113 amino acids)
Source: RefSeq, a predicted model, not a curated record
AUGUAUUAUUUUAAAUUAACAAUUUUUACUACAAUUCUAUUAAUUUCACUUGAUUUUUCAAAAGGAUUUAAAUUACAAGAUUAUAAAGCAAGAAAUUUAGUAUUUAAAAAUGAAAAAUUAGAUAGAUUCAGAAGAGAAGAUGCCACUACAAAAGCUACUCCAACUGAAGAUGCCACAAUGAGUGAUGAAGAAUUUUUAAAAUUCGCAUUUCAAUCAACUGCAGAUCCAGUUUAUUAUUUAAAUAUCACAGCUUAUUACGAAUUAUUAAAUUUGCUUACUACUACACCAGCUCCUACCUUUGGUGAAAAAGUUAAAAAUUUUUUUUCAUUUGUUUUUGGAUAA